UAACAAACGAGUCGGAAGUAUAACACGAUCCCUCUAUCAAUUUUAACUGCGUAUACAUUUCAAAUUGUAAACAAUUCAUUAUAUUCAUAUUUGAAAGAAGUUUAUUAGUGAAUAACCAUAGUUUACGGCCAAACGUUUUCCCGACCCGCUUGCGAAGAUGACGCGACCAUUUGGCCUAAUCAUUAUUGGGGUCCGUAAAUUAGUUCCACUGAAGGAAUCUAAAAUCAAUGUGACAGUUCAUGGUUUUAUAGCCAAUGUAGAAUGCCAACUGCUAUACCAGAAUGAAACUACAGAACCCAUACAAACCAGUUUUGUUUUUCCUAUGGAUGAUAUGUCAGCUGUAUACAAGUUUGAAGCUGACAUUAAUGGAAAGCACAUCAUCGCAGAGUGUCAGGAAAAGGAAGAGGCCAGAAGAACUUACAAUGACGCAAUUUCUCAUGGACACACCGCAAUGUUACUGGAGGAGGAAUAUACAGCCGGUGACAUAUUUGAAUGUAAACUAGGCAAUCUGCCAGGAGGAGAGAUAGCCAUAUUAACUAUGAGUUACGCUGUAGAAUUAUCAUAUCAGCCAGGUGGUACAGUAAGGUUCACACUUCCCACAGUUCUUAAUCCUAGAUACAUGCCAGUUGAGGCCGUCGUUGGUGGACGUACCACAAGAAGCCAGCCAGCUGGGGAAAUUGACAUCAAAUCGCCCUGUAUUCUGACGUUUAAAAGCACCAUCACAGGACGGUAUAGAAUAAAGUCUGUAUCUAGUUCAAAAGAUAAUCUGAAUGUAACCUACAACAAAUACAGGACAUCAGCUGAUAUUCACCUAGUAAGUUCCUUCAACUUUUACCAUGACUUAACUUUUGACAUCCAUUAUGAAGAUCCAUAUAAACCCGAGGUUCUAAUUGAAUAUGGAGAUCCAUAUGGAGACGGUAUGCUGAAAGAAGAUUUAUUAAUGGUUAAUUUCCUGCCACAGUUUCCAAGUAUAGAGUCAUCUUUAAACCGUAAACAAGAGUUUAUAUUUGUAAUAGAUCGAUCAGGUAGUAUGCAUGGUGACAGAAUAGCAAAAUCCAAAGAAACUCUACUACUGUUAUUGAAAAGCGUACCAAUGGAUUGUCUCUUUAAUGUGGUGUCAUUCGGAAGUGACCACACUUUCUUAUUUAAAAAGAGUGAAGAGUAUAAUGAGAAAAAUCUUAAUGCUGCUUUGGCUCUCCAGAGGCGUUUAGAUGCAAAUAUGGGUGGGACAGAAAUUUUACGUCCACUUACGCAGAUAUAUCAACAAAAGGCUAAAAGUGCAUACCCAAGACAGAUAUUCCUUUUAACAGACGGCGAAGUACAAAAUACAAAUGAAGUUAUAUCUCUAGUCAAGCAAAAUGCUGCUAAUACUAGAGUGUUCACCUUUGGAAUAGGAGAAGGUGUGUCGACAAGCCUUAUCAAAGGCGUGGCCAAUGCAUCCAAUGGGAAAGCGACUUUCAUUAGAGACAAAGACAAUAUGCAAGCAAAGGUAAUGUCAGUUAUGAAAUGGUCAAUGGAUGAUUGUUUCUGUAAUGGUAAAGUUGAAUGGCACUUACCACCUGGGUACAAAGUAACUACUAUACCAACACAGCCACCAAACGUCUUCAGAGGAGAGAAAUUAGUAUUAUUUGCAUUGCUGAGCUCUCACGACAAAGAGAGAACAACGUUAGGUUCUGUGAAUUUAAGAGGAGAUAUUGGAGGGAAAACUAUAUCGCACAGUAUGGAAAUUGAUGUCAAACAAACGGCACAUAUUGAUCUUCCGCUACAUCGGGUUGCUGCUAAACACCAGAUAAAGGAAUUGGAAUUAAAUGAUAAAGAUGGUUCCAAUAAGUGGCUCAUUGUAUUAGUAAGUAAAGCUGCUAAUGUUGUGUCUAAGUAUACAUCAUUUAUCGGCGUCGACAGGGAAACAAGAGUUCCAUUAGAAUCACCACCUGAACCACUGAUUGAAAAUCCAUUUUACAAUAUGUACAUACCAUCGUAUGGUACCGGUCGACCACCUCCAUUUCCAAUGUCAUCACCUUUACAACCACCUGCAUUCAAUUCUCCACCACCAGGCCGUUCAGGAACACCGCCACCACCUCCACCACCAGGCCUUUCAGGAACACCGCCACCACCUCCACCACUUAGCGGAAAUGUACGAGCGUAUGGUUCAGGACCACCGCCUCCACCUCCACCACCUGGCGGACAUCUGCCGUCGUAUGGUUCAGGACCACCGCCUCCACCACCUGGCGGACAUCUGCCGACGUAUGGUUCAGGACCACCGCCUCCGCCUCCACCACCUGGCGGACAUCUGCCGUCGUAUGGUGGAGGACCACCGCCUCCACCUCCACCACCUGGCGGACAUCUGCCGUCGUAUGGUGGAGGACCACCGCCUCCACCUCCACCUCCACCACCUGGCGGACAUCUGCCGUCGUAUGGUGGAGGACCACCGCCUCCACCUCCACCACCUUGCGGACAUCUGCCGUCGUAUGGUGGAGGACCACCGCCUCCACCUCCACCACCUGGCGGACAUCUGCCGUCGUAUGGUGGAGGACCACCGCCUCCACCUCCACCACCUGGCGGACAGCUACCGUCGUAUGGUGGAGGACCACCACCACCACCUCCACCAUCUGUAGGCUAUAAUUCAAAUUUGCCACCUGCACCGCCUCCAUCAAGAGCACCUCCUGGCGCGAGUAUGCCGCCAUCUAGAUCAGGACCACCACCAGCAGCACCACCAACAAGCUCAGAUGGAGGCAACAUAUCUAGCGAAAUGGACGAUAUGAUGUUGCUGGUUUCGUUACAAAAUUUCAACGGAUCCUGGUCAUCCUCCCUAGAGAUUGGGAACAUAACGUUGCUGAAAAUUAAUUUACUUGACAACGAGCAAUAUGCGGAAAAUGUUUGGUGCACCGCUAUUGUAAUUAAGUUCUUACAAAAGUUUUAUCCAGACCUUCGAGAUAUCUGGGAUAUGAUUCAGAUGAAAGCACUGCAGUGGAUCAAGUCACAACUCAGAGCCGACCAGACAGUUGACCAACUCUUUCAAGAUGUCGAUGAUGCUUGUGUUGUUUAAUAUUGCAAAAAAUGAGACAAGGCAUUCAUAUGUUCACCAUAGCAGCUCUGUAUAUAAAAAUGCAAUUCAAACCUGAGGAUCAUUUAGUUUAUACGUUUUUAAUGUAUUAUAGGACUUAAAUUGUUAAGCUUCAUUUCAAUUUAAAUAUGCAUUUAUUAUUAACUGUGAUUUACAUAUUUAUUAAUAUAUUAUAAAAUAUGCUUUAAAUGAAUCUUCAAAUAUGUCAAUACUGUUUUCUUUUUAUUAAUGCUAAUGGACUAUAAUCUGAUUCAUAAAUUUAAAAAAAUAAAGUGAGAAUGAAUAAGAAGAAAUGAUUUACGAAAUCUGUAUUAUAAGUAUUUGAAUUGUAUUUUUGCAAUAAAAUGUAUUUGAAGGA
This is a messenger RNA of Mytilus trossulus (common blue mussel), 3422 nucleotides long. Its product is annotated as von Willebrand factor A domain-containing protein 5A-like. The record is from RefSeq and is a predicted model, not a curated record. NCBI's taxonomy places the organism in Eukaryota, Metazoa, Mollusca, Bivalvia, Mytilida, Mytilidae. The transcript is spliced from 17 exons. The coding region runs from base 158 to 3046 and encodes 962 amino acids.